AUGCUAUGGGAUCUCAUUUUUCUAUUUAUUUUGUUUUCUCUCUAUUCUUAUAUCCUACUAGAUAUUUUGGAUCCAGAAAGAUUAGUGCAAUGCCCAUAUGAUAAGCAUCAUCAAAUCAGAGCCCGCCGGUUUCCCUAUCACCUUGUAAAAUGCAGGAAGAGCUACCCUCAGGUUGCAAAGGAGUUGUCCACGUGCCCCUUCAACGCCCGCCACCUGGUUCCUCAAGCUGACCUGCGCGAUCACAUAUCAAAUUGCAAUGACAAACGGUUCAUCGAGGAAGAAAUAGCGAGUGAGGCCAGUGACUUCCAGAGAAGGCAGAUGAAUUCUGUGAGCACGUGGCAGGCACCUCCGUGCGAUGAAGACUGGGAUACAGGUGAGGAACUUCCACAUCUGCCUUCACCCUCAUCCUGUCUUCAACUCUCCUUGAACAAGUCCCUGGAGCACUUGACUUCUCCAUUUGUUCAGGGCAUGGCAGACUAUGGCAUAAACGGCACCACGUUGGAGCGUAAGAGUUACCUGCCUCCAGGUUUACGUGCCCCCAAGUCCUCUCCGUAUGCCAUGGCAAGGAAGCCUAGCUGCCCUCAGGUUGCAAAGGAGUUGUCCACGUGCCCCUUCAACGCCCGCCACCUGGUUCCUCAAGCUGACCUGCGCGAUCACAUAUCAAAUUGCAAUGACAAACGGUUCAUCGAGGAAGAAAUAGCCAGUGAGACCGGUGACUUCCAGAGAAGGCAGAUGAAUUCUCUGAGCACGUGGCAGACACCUCCAUGUGAUGAAGACUGGGAUACAGAGUCCCUGGAGCACUUGACUUCUCCAUUUGUUCAGGGCAUGGCAGACUAUGGCAUAAAUGGGUAA
Messenger RNA from Tinamus guttatus (white-throated tinamou), 852 nucleotides. Lineage: Eukaryota; Metazoa; Chordata; Aves; Tinamiformes; Tinamidae. The record is from RefSeq and is a predicted model, not a curated record.